This is a messenger RNA of Entelurus aequoreus (snake pipefish), 671 nucleotides long. RefSeq names its product NADH:ubiquinone oxidoreductase subunit B5 (gene ndufb5). The coding region runs from base 42 to 599 and encodes 185 amino acids. The record is from RefSeq and is a predicted model, not a curated record. Lineage: Eukaryota; Metazoa; Chordata; Actinopteri; Syngnathiformes; Syngnathidae. The transcript is spliced from 6 exons.
AAUCACAUUGCGUGUUGUUGUUAAGCCCGCCCUCACUAAAGAUGGUGGCCAUGAGCCUACUCAGGUCUGCCGCUGCCGUCGCAGCCAGACUGAGUCCUCUGAAAUAUGGCAAUGUUGCGACAAAUCUACUCACUAGAACCAUCCCGCAAACGGAAAAAGUGGCCGUCCGUUGGGGCCAUGGGAAGAAAAUGUUUGUGGUGAAUCCAACGGCGUAUUAUGACAAGAGGUUUCUGCGACUGAUGCAAUUCUACGUCCUGUUGACGGGUAUUCCUGUGGCCAUCAUCAUCACGUCUGUCAACAUCUUCAUCGGUGAAGCAGAGCUGGUUGAAACUCCUGAAGGUUAUGAUCCCGAGUACUGGGAGUACUACAAGCAUCCGAUCACUCGCUGGAUUUCGCGGACCUUCUAUGAUACUCCGGUGAAGGAUUAUGAGAAGAUGAUGGCUGCCAUCCACAUGGAGAAGGAGAAGAGAGAGCUCAGGCUGACAGAGCAGAAGGUGCGCCACCACAUGAGGGAGCGAGGAUUGGGCCCCUGGUACCUGAGAGAGACUAAUGACAAGAACCUCAUCGACUACUCCUACAAGUCAACACCUGACAACUAACAUGUGGUCAGUACGUGGUGCUGCUCUACUCUCUUUCUACACUUUCCUUCACAAUAAAAUACUAUGACACAC